AUGGGUUGUACAUCCACAAAACUAAAAAAUAAGAAGGAUCUCUGUUUUGUAAAUGUUCCUCUUCAAGCUGGAAGAAAAAUGAGCAAAGAAGAAGGAAUCAUUACCAGAGAAUAUAAAAUUAACUCGACUAAGGUCAAUCAAGUGAAAAAGUAAAUAGUUAGUGAAGCUUCGCCCGUAACUGAAGGAAAGAUCAUUUCAAACAAUUUCAUAAAGGAUGCACCAUAAAUUUAAUGA
Messenger RNA from Paramecium octaurelia, 234 nucleotides. NCBI's taxonomy places the organism in Eukaryota, Ciliophora, Oligohymenophorea, Peniculida, Parameciidae. The record is from the annotation of a GenBank genome assembly.